UGUUAACCAUUGAGGUGCUCUAGCAAUGUGAGCAUUAUGGCGUUUCCUGAGGGAGCAGCCUUAAGGAAGGUUCCACUUUUUUCAUCUUCCCAGAGCACCUCAAGUUCUCUUGUGAACCUGCUCGAUCAGGUCAAGGACUGAGUGAUGGGAAUAGAUCAACCAGGUUCCUGAGGAAGGGAGUAAGGCACAAGUCACCUAAUUGAAGCUGGUGCCUUGAGGCUGUAGGGUUGGGCCAGGUCCUGGCAAGGAAUAAGUUUACCCAUCAAAAGGAGAGCCUACAAAUUUCAAGUUUGGUGGAGACAAACCAAAACUAAUUGAGGGGAAAAGGCACUCAGCUGGGGAGUUGGUGAUUAGGGCAGUGGUGUGCUUCAUAUUUGAACCAUUGACCUAUUUUGUCGGGAGAACAAAGCCCAGGAAGGCUCCAGAUUAAUUCGCUGACUCUCCUGGGCCCUAUAAAAAGCGCCAUUCCAGUCCACUGUCUUAGAGGGUUCUUGCUCUUCCUUUGCUACUCAACUCUGUUGUCUUCCUCCAUUCCAAGGAAAUGCUGAGUCAUCAGUCUACCCGGUCAUCUCAGACCAGUAAGGGUUUCAGUGGACGCUCUGCCACGAUCUCUGGUCAGAGCUACAGCACCUCUAGGAGAUCCAAAUCAGCCUCCCGAUCAGGAGGGAUGAGCAUGGCCACUGCCUGUGCCAUGAUAGGUGGAGGAUUUGGCAGCAGAAGCAUGUAUAACCUGGGAGGAAGCAAGAAGAUCUCCUGUAGUGUGGCUGGGCCCAGCUUCUGUGGUGGCCAGAGUGGUGGCUUUGGUGGAAAAGGCAUGGGCAGUGGUUUUGGAGGAGGAUCCUACAGCUUUGGAGGAGGAUUCAGUGGUAUCAGAGGUGCAUCCAGUGGUUUCGGUUGUUCUGGUGAUUUUCCCGUUGGCAUUCAAGAAGUGACCAUCAACCAGAGUCUCCUGCAGCCCCUGAAUGUGAAGCUUGACCCCCAGAUUGGGGUGGUGAAGACCCAAGAAAAGGAGCAGAUUAAAACCCUCAAUAACAAAUUUGCUACUUUUAUCGACAAGGUUCGGUUCUUGGAGCAACAAAACAAGGUUCUAGAGACCAAGUGGUGCCUCCUGCAACAGCAGACAGAGAGCUCCAGCUCCAGUUCCAAUAACUUGCAACCAUUUUUUGAAUCCUACAUCAACUGCCUCCAGUCCCACCUGGAUGGGCUCCUAAGGGAGAGGAGCAGCCUGGAGGGAGAACUGAGUACGGUACAGAACCUGGUGGAGGAAUACAAGAAAAAGUAUGAAGAUGAGAUUAAUAAACGAACCACAGCUGAGAAUGAUUUUGUGGUGCUGAAAAAGGAUGUGGAUUCUUCCUACAUGACCAAAGUGGACCUGGAGGCCAAAGCAGAGGGCCUGUCAGAUGAGAUCAACUUCCUGAAGGCUCUCUAUGAAGCUGAGUAUUCCAAUGUGCUGUCAGAAACAAGUGACACCUCUGUGAUCGUCUCCAUGGACAACAACCGAAAUCUGGAUCCGGACAGCAUCAUUGCUGAGGCCAAAGCCGUUUUCGAGGAGAUGGCCCAAAAGAGCAAGGCUGAUGCGGAGGCCCUAUACCAGUCCAAGAUCGGGGAGCUAGAGAUCACAGCUGGCAAGCAUGGGGAUGACCUGAGGAAUACCAAGAGUGAGAUCGCUGAGCUCAGCAGGGUGAUCCAGAGGCUGCAGGCUCAGAUAGAAAGCGUUAAGAAGCAGAAUGCAAACCUGCAAACGGCCAUCGCAGAUGCCGAACAACGUGGGGAACUUGCCCUCAAGGAUGCCCAGGCUAAGCUGGCUGAGCUCAGGGAAGCCUUGCAGCAAGCCAAGGAGGACCUGGCCCACUUGCUCCAGGAAUACCAGGAGCUGAUGAACAUCAAGCUGGGCCUAGACAUUGAGAUUGCCACCUAUAAGAAGCUCCUGGAAAGUGAGGAGUGCAGAAUGUCUGGGGAGUGCCAAAACACUGUAUGUAUUUCUGUAGUCAGCAACACUAGUACAAGCACCGGCUUUGGAGGCCAUUCCAGAAGAGGAAGCAGAGGGGGACAGGGCACUGGAGGGAACAGCAUCUCAGGCUCUGGCUCUGGCAAUCGUGGAGACCAGACUGUGAUUACCGGCCAGAGCUCCCAGUCUGGAAGCAGAAGAGUCACCAUUGGCCAAAGUUCUGGAGAGAGUGGCAGCUCACGUUCAGCCAGGAUUGUCCAGACCACCACCAGCAGCCAGCGCUCCACAACCAAGUAUUAAAGUUUAGCCACUGCCCUGGCUCCCUGGCCCCCUCCUUGCCCUCCGGAUCAAGAGCAGAGUCUGAGAGAUGAGUCUUCUUUGGCCUUGGAACCAUCAUGUAUCUCAGCAUCUUGGUGGGCGAAGGCACUGGGGGAGAGUUUGAUUUGCAUGUUCGCUUGUCAGGGAUAAUGCAGAAGAGAUUGCUCUUUCAUGUAUUCAUUGGACUAGAUGACCUAUGGGGUCCUCUCCAAAUCUGAGAUUUCUGUGAUAUGAGUUGAGGUUCUUCCAUUAGGAUUUUGUCUCCACUUCCAAUCCCAGCACAGUCCUAUGUUUGAAUGCAUGCUUUGCCCUCUCUCUUUUCUAUGUUUCUUUCUUCAAUAAACUGC
This is a messenger RNA of Phascolarctos cinereus (koala), 2613 nucleotides long. RefSeq names its product keratin, type II cytoskeletal 3-like. Gene Ontology annotation, cellular component: keratin filament. The record is from RefSeq and is a predicted model, not a curated record. Gene Ontology annotation, biological process: intermediate filament organization; keratinization. Gene Ontology annotation, molecular function: structural constituent of skin epidermis. Lineage: Eukaryota; Metazoa; Chordata; Mammalia; Diprotodontia; Phascolarctidae.